UAGAAAUAUAAACCUGUGGCGGUUGUUUGUUUUGACAAUUGACUGACAUUAUUUCUUGCCUGAAAAGCCUGCUGGCCUGGCUUUAAAACCUCUACUAGUAACAGAAUCGAAUCCUGGCGUGCUUCGCUGUUGUCUUUCAACAACAGCUGAAAGUAUCCAGAAGCUUGCUUUAAAAGUGCUUGGUUAUAUAAAGAAAGUCCUCAGCUUAUUUAGUUUAUACUUUUCCCACAAUAGUUGCAAAAGAGCUAUAGUAUGAUGUGUUUCACGAAGUUAAGCACUAUGCAAUAAGUUAUAAUUAAUUUUGCAUUGUUAUAAUGUCUACUUCAAGCAACAUUUCACAGUCUACGUAUUCCCCUUCAGAACCUGAGACACCUCAGGGUACAACUCAAAGCAGAAUUCAAAAUUUCGACCAGUCUCUCAACCAUGCAGAUCUUGGUCUAAGUAUUGAACAGUCUUUAAAAAAUGCUCAAAAGGAAAUGCAUCAAAAACGCAUCCAGUCAUUAAGAAAAGAGCUUGAUUUCCUGAAAUCCACUGAAUGGGAGUUUGAAUAUGACAAAGGAUUUGUACAAUAAUACUUAAGGCAUUAAAAAAAAAAACAACAAAAUGAUUUCUUACAUUAAGUCUUUUUUCAAUUAUUUGUUUUCAUACAACUCAGUAGAGCAAUAUGAUAAGGAAAUGGAAGAUUAUUUGGCUGAAGAACUCCUUAAGCUUGACUUUGAAAGGGAUAAGGAAGAAGAGAAUUCCAAUGAUGAGAUUGCUAUCAACAAGGCCGAUUGUUAUGAGAGAACAGGCAUUAUAACACACAUCAGCGAUGAGGGCGACUAUGUGCUCAUUGACGGAAUGCUAUAUUGCAGCACAACAGCCUGUUCUAUAAGACUUAAUAUCAAUGAUAAGGUUGUAUACCUAUGCUACAAGGAUAGCAAUGACAGUAUAACUGUUGUCAGAAUCCUAACCAACAACGGAGAACACUGGGGAGACUUUGAACCAGACGUUGAAGAAAGUGGUUACAAAGUUAUUGAGCAUGUCAUCAUUGGUGAAGUUGACUUUAGGGAUAAGCGAAUGGUUAUUAUGAAGGACAGUGACCUCAAGUUCAGUCUAGAUAAUGUUGCAGCGACCUUUAUACCGGUGAAAGGAGACUUCUUGCAAUUGAAAUGCAUUGUUCAGUUUGAUGAAGAUCAGCCCAUGGAUAUGUCUUCAAAUAGAGUCUUAGAAGUAAAAUCUUUUCAACCAUUAAGAAGUAAAGUUUUGUCAGCUGUUGUUACUCAAUGGAAUGGAGAACAUGGAGUUUGUAAUAAAGAGUUUUUUGUUCACAAGUCUAGUUGCAUAUGUAGCAGUGAUCCUCAAAUUGGUGUUAAGGCCAAUAUUGAAGCUGUUGAAAGCAAUCAAGGUAUCUACAAUUGGAGAGUCAUAAAAAUGGAAAUAACAGAACUGCCAUUGAUAACCCAAAAUAUUGUUGGACCUGUAGAUGAUGUAGAACAAAUAAGUUUAGAAAAUGAAAAACAACACAAUGUUGAAGUAACAUUUCCUCUAAAGUUUGAAAAUGUGCACUUCAAUGAAAGGCCCCAAAUUACUUUAAACAUCACUAAUAAGGGCUAUCAACAAGUAAUUGUAUACAAAUGGAUGAUUCUUUGCAAGAAAAGAGAUUCGCAAGUAAACAUCAGCCCAUUCUUAAAUGCACCAAAAAGGUUAAAUCCAAAUGAAACUUUUUCCUUAACAAUCAGCUGUUGCCCCAAGUUUUAUGGACUUUCCAAAGAACACAUGAUAAUAACAUUCAGAGGAUUCAAAGUUGAAAGGUUUAUAAAAAUAAAUGUAUUGACUGAAAAUAUUUCUUCAGAACCAGAUUCAGAUGUUAACUUCAGUUAUAAGUCUGGCCGGGAAAGGGCUGAGAUCAUGAAUGGUAUUCGAGGAAAAGAUCAAACUGUUAUACCGGGUGUGAAGCUAAAACGAAAUGCGAACUUCGUUGCUGUUAGAAUUGGUCAAUAUCCUAUCCCAGAAAAAAUGUGGAACUUGAUAUUAAGUGACAGUGACAACAACAAUUGUCAACGAAAACAAAGCUUUGAUAAAAUUGAAACAACUUUUCCUUGUUUACUACAGUCUUUAAAUAUUGGAAACUAUAUUGACCAAUGGCACACAUUGUUGCACUUAGAAGAAGUGCAAGCAACUAUUAAUAUAAAGGCUUAUAACAUUGCAAAUACAUUUUUAACUAGAUGUCAGGAGUAUCUUGGUGUAGAAGUUAAAGGGUUGGCUGAAAAGAGGCCGUCUAUCAUUCCAGGUGACAAAGUGGUCGUCACUGACCUAUUGGAUGAUAAUCUUCCGUCAUACGAAGGUUAUAUUCAUGCAAUUCAAGGCGAAGUUCUAUUGAUCAAAUUUCAUCCCCAAUUCCAUUCAAAAUAUCAAGGCAGCGAUGUUUCAGUAGAAUUUCACCUCAAUAGGUCCACUUUUCGAAAGUCUCAUCAUGCUGUUAAUUUAGCUAUUUCCAAACUGGGCCCUGAUAUUCUAUUUCCGUCUCGUAUCAUAACACGCCCACCACAGGUAUCCGCUGAUAAACUGAGAAACAUUAAGUGGUUCAAUGAAGACUUGAACUCCAACCAAAAGGCUGCUGUACAUAACAUUUUAUUAGGAGAAUGUCGGCCCUUGCCUUAUGUUAUAUACGGACCACCCGGAACAGGAAAAACUGUAACUGUCAUAGAAACCUUAUUGCAGAUAUUAACGUACCUACCUGACAGCCGUAUUCUUGUAGCCACGCCGUCAAACAGCGCCGCUAAUUUGAUCGCCGAACGACUGUUACAAUACAGAAAACAGUUCUCCAAUUCAAUAAUCAGGCUUAUUGCAAAUUACAUGAUCGACUCCGAAAACAUUCCAGAUGCAAUAAAACCUUAUUGUGCAACUUUAAAUAUAGCUGUAGAAAGGACUGCACCAUCAAGUCAGAUGGUACAGGAUGGGAUUAAUUUGAAUGUGCCUGCGUCAUACGUUUCGAGGUAUCAAGUCACUAUAGGUACAUGUCACUGUCUUGGAACUUUAGCACAAAUGGAAUUGCCAAAAGGGCACUUUACUCAUAUAAUAAUUGAUGAAGCAGGACAAUUGAUAGAACCAGAGAUCAUGAUACCCAUGACGUUUAUAAACAAAGAAAGUGGCCAGAUUGUUAUAGCUGGUGACCCUAUGCAACUCGGGCCAGUUGUAUUUUCACCAUAUUGUGAAGAGUUUGGCUUGAAGCAUUCAUUUUUAUCGAGAGUUCUCGAAACGUUUCCGUAUCAAAAAGACCUGGCGUCUUUCGAAACUGGGUUCAAUGAUAAGUUAGUAACACUACUGACAUACAACUACAGGUCUUUGCAGGAAAUUUUGACGAUUUCUAAUGAAAUAUUUUAUGACUCAACUUUAGUAGCUAUGAUUGAUCGAAAUACACCAUUUAUACAAAAGAUAGUGAACAUUGUUUCUGAUAUAUAUGAAUUAAACGAUGAGGAAAAAUGUGGUGGUAUAUUUGUACAUGGAGUAAAAGGCAGCAACUUAAGAGCGUCGGAUAGUCCUUCCUGGUAUAAUCCUCAAGAGGCCUCUAUGAUAGCAUUGACUGUAUGUAAACUAUACAGAAAAAAUGUUACUCCAGAUGAAAUUGGCAUCAUUACUCCAUAUAAAGCUCAGAUUAAGCAUAUAAGACGUCUAUUUCAACAUAUGAAUUUAUUGCUACCUAAAGUUGGAACUGUUGAAGAAUUCCAAGGUCAAGAAAAGCCUCUUAUUAUAUUAUCCACUGUAAGGUCAACUGAGUCCGAGUUAGUUACUGACCAAAAAUAUGCUUUAGGCUUUGUGAGCCAACCAAAAAGGUUUAAUGUAGCCAUAACAAGAGGCCAGGCUGCUGUAUUACUUUUCUGUGACCCACAUUUACUGGCAACUGAUAUAUUAUGGUGUAAAGUUAUCACACAGGCAAUACGAGAAAAUAAAUACAUGGGGUGUGAGUUUUCUCCUGCAAAUAAUAUAACUAUAGGUCAAAGUACCUUUGAGGAUUAAUUUUAUAGGCAAAUAUUUUUACUUUACAACACUCUCUUUUUAAUGUUCUGGUUGCCUGUUUUAAGUUGUAGUUUAAGAUUAAAUAUAGUUAGU
This is a messenger RNA of Trichoplusia ni (cabbage looper), 4092 nucleotides long. Its product is annotated as probable RNA helicase armi. NCBI's taxonomy places the organism in Eukaryota, Metazoa, Arthropoda, Insecta, Lepidoptera, Noctuidae. Bases 604 to 3999 code for a protein of 1131 amino acids. The transcript has 6 exons. The record is from RefSeq and is a predicted model, not a curated record. Gene Ontology annotation, molecular function: helicase activity.